GACAUGUCUAAAUGCUCUUGAACGAUUGGAUUGUGCUUCGCACACCGUAAAAACAGUGUUGGAUUCCACAUAUUUCUCGAGAUGGAGGAAUUUUGACCCUUUCCUCGACACUUUAGCGAGAUAAUACCGAGACUAAAAGUUUGUCUUCAUGAUGGCAAAGUGGGAUUCAAGAAAUCUUGAAAUACGCAGUAAAUCUGUGGAACAGACUCUUAUUCCUCUAGUAACUCAGAUAACUACCCUAGUCAACCACAAAGACCGUUGCARACGUUCCGAGAAGGGACGGCAAGCCAUCCGAGAAGUCGGAGAAGCUGUCAAAAAUGCUGUAUGUAAGUUUGUCACUGUCGGUGAACAAAUUGCCAAGGAAAACGAAGAUGUUGCUGUGGAAAUGCAAGAAGCUUGCGAAGAGGCGAGAAAGGCCGGCGAGGUUAUUUCACGUUUGACCUCAACUACUGCCAUGGCGGCCGUAUCYGAGGACGAUGGCAUCCCAUUCGAAAAGACUGGCAUGGUCCGUGCAGCUCGGUCCUUGCUGUCUGCAGUGACAAGAGUACUUAUCAUCGCUGACUCAGUUGUCAUCAAACGACUUCUCCGCGUUGUGAAAAAGGUUGAUGAAAGACUUGAAAAACUUGAAACUGUGAAUUCAUUUACGGAAUUUGUUCAAACAUUUAGUCAGUUUGGUGCUGAAAUGGUAGAGCUUGCUCAUAUCUCUGGAGAUAGACAAAAUGAUUUAAAGGAUGAUUUGCUUAGGGCAGAGAUGUGCUGUGCGAGAUCAAUCUUAGAAAAGUCCACAAUGAUGCUAUUAACAACUUCUAAGACAUGUUUACGGCAUCCUGGCUCUAUGGUUGCCAAAGCUAACAGAGAUGGAGUAUUUACYAGAAUGAAAGAAGCCAUAGCAACAAUAAAAGAUGUAACAGAAGAUAGAUGUAAAUCAAAACAAAAUAAGGAACCAUGUUUAGCAAUGGAUAUUAAACAAUUUGAGACAUCAUUAGAAAAUUUCAGGAAAAGUACACCAGAUGAAACCGAGGCAAAAGUUAAUUUUCAGAAAGGACUGGAAAACAUUCUCUUAGACGUCCARCCAUUUAUUAAUUCGUCACAUACUCGGAAAGAGAAAAGAGAAAAUAUUGUUGCCUUGUGUGAAAAUGCACAAGAUAUAAUGAAAGAUAUCAUUGAAAGACACACUGAGCAUGAGGUGCCAGCAGAAAGAAGCAGCAGCGCUGAUUCACUUGACCUUGCUCUACAAAGAAUAUUUAAAAUUUCAAGAGACUUGAAGCAYGAGGUUCAUCAGGUAGCAAUGGACCAAGUGUUUGAGACAUUUUCCCAUCAAGGACACAAGAAAUCUCUACCAGCACUGAGRCAUGCUGCUGCUACAGGGGACCAGAAUAAUCUAGAACAAGCCGCCAGUGCUUUCCUUCAAGAUGGUAAAAGACUAGAAGAGGUCUCUCAGGUUACUAGAAACAUGUCAACCAGUGAAGCAGUCUCAAUCACAGCAAGAAAAAUUGAAGAAAAUAUAAAAACAUUAUGUCCACAGGUUGUUGCUGCUGCUAGAACUCUUUCUUCUCAUCCUGUCAGUAAAAUAGCUCAGGAAAACAUGGAUGUGUUUAUUGAUAUCUGGGAAGGUCAAGUAGAGGAACUUGGAAAGGUCUUGAGGGGAAUAACAUCAGGAGGAGAGAUGAGCAAAAGUCCCGCUGUGACAGAUAACCAAACGUAUGACGAGAAACRCGACGAGGAAAAGAAUCCCGUGGAGGAUCAUCUACAUGAAAAACCAUCAAGAAUUGAUAAAAUGCUGAACAAGAAAUGGGAUUCGAAAAUAUCCUACCCUAUACCUUUAUAUGGUUCGCAUAUGCCAACUACAUUUGUAACGCGAAAGAAUGACGCAAAGAUCAGUCGCCUAAUAUCUAAUGUCAAUCUAAUGACGUCACAGCUAGAGGUGAACGAACGCCCAGAGAAGGAUAAUGAAAUCAUUCAACGAGCARUCGAUAUGUCUCACAUGGUGUGUGAUUUGUAUCUGUUUACAAGAGGUGAAGGAACACUUCUUUGUACAACGGACUUUUUCGAGGCUGCCAAGAAAUUAGCAGAGACUGGACAAGCAUUAUGGAAAGUUGCUAAACAGCAUGCUAUCAAGGUUGAUGACAGCGAACCGAAACAAGAACUAAUGCGUUACACWGACAAACUUCUAGCUUACUGUCAACAAUUGAUUUUUACCAGUUCAUCUCUCUCUGUUGGCCAGACGGCAUUAUACAGAAAGGUCCAGGYAGUGAUGAAUCUAACCAAGAUAAUAAUCAAAAUCGUUGGGAGAGUAGUUAACCGAUGUUAUCUUGUUACAGAAGAGAGCWCGCCAUUACGACUUCCCCCUGAUCAACGAUUAUGGAGGAUUGACGAGAAUAUAUUCUCCGAAGCCUCUUCGCUAAACACGUCCAGAAAAUCAUCAACACAAAACCUGAAUGACAACAUUCUUGAUUGGUUAUCAGACGAGGAAAGUGAAGAAAAAACAGAAUUGUGACGGUGACAACAAGACAAUUGAUGAGAGGUUCAGAUUUAAUAUAUUCUGUAUAAGAGUGGCUAAUGUCCCGGGUUGUUUUUAGUCAAUUAUAAGCGUUAUUUCAGUUUUACCUGUUAUGUACCCUGUUUCACGGACUGUUGCAAGCACUUUACAGGUGUACAGUUCCCCAUUUCUUCGUUUGUAGUCCUCUGUUGAUUCUGUCUGUUUGCUUUCGACUGAACAAUUGCACUUGCCGGACCAACAGUGUCAGAUAAUAUUCAAUCCCCUAGAUUUUACAUUUCGUCGAUUUGCUGGAAAUCCGAGACCUCAAGUGUGGAAAGACAAAGUCAAAUUAUAUUUUUCAUGAAAGGUUGAAUAAUAUAAUCAUGAAUCAAAUUUACAAUAAGAAAUGGCUUUUUGCCAUUAUAAAUUUUAUACUUAAUAUAUAAUAUUUUCAGAGUUUUAAUAUAUUUCUUGGGAGAAUUGUUGUGAAUGGAAUAAAAUGAAUUUCUUAUGCAAAUCGUUCGUACAUAAUCUAAAGUACUGUGAGCAUUUAUAAUAUAGACUAAUACUGUAAUAAAAUAAUAUAAGAACG
Messenger RNA from Exaiptasia diaphana, 3071 nucleotides. RefSeq names its product alpha-catulin. The coding region runs from base 149 to 2497 and encodes 782 amino acids. Gene Ontology annotation, biological process: cell adhesion; Rho protein signal transduction. The transcript has 18 exons. The record is from RefSeq and is a predicted model, not a curated record. Gene Ontology annotation, molecular function: cadherin binding; actin filament binding. NCBI's taxonomy places the organism in Eukaryota, Metazoa, Cnidaria, Anthozoa, Actiniaria, Aiptasiidae.